GCCGGUGUGAUAUUUGAUACUCAUCAAUAAUCAUAUUGUCAUGUGCAUUAAAAAUUAAUGUCCCAUAACACUUUUUAUAAGCUUGAAUAAUAUAAUUAGCUUCUAAAUUCCGAGGUGUAAGUGCUAGCAGUUAGAAAACUAUAUGGCUCCUAGCUUUUUAAUUUUAUCUCUGCUACUUAGCAUACAACUAUCAUCACUAAUUGUAGCACUGACUGAUGACUCAGAGAUCUGUAAUGUAUACAGUGCUGCCUAUGGAACUCCAAUUGACAUUCAUAUAACAUGCUCUAUCUACCAUGAUGAUUCGUUUUCCUGCCUGAAUAAUAUUUUCAUUCAUGAAUGGAAGGCAACGACAUGUGAUGGUGAAAGAUAUCAUUCUCGAUGCCAACCACUCAAUUGUCAUGGUUUUGUUGGAAUGAACCUCACGUAUGAGUGCUCUUUUGAAGGAGCUCGGCUAUACAGGUACAAGAAUGGCGAGUACCAGUAUUUGAAUGGGUCCUCGGUUAACUAUACGGUCUACUAUUGCCAGAACAUGCUGGGCUGUACGAGUGUCGCAACGGUACAACUGGUGCAGUACAUUCUCAGAACAUCACUGUUAAUGAAGAAAUUCGUAUUGGUUCAACCAACUGUGAAGAAUUUUCACCGUGCAUUCAGCAGAAUAUGUGCUGCUCUAUUGGUGGCUCUUUGACUGCCUCAGAAUCUUAUGACUUUGCUGUGUAUGCAAACCCAGCAGACAAUGUGUCAGUGACUAUUGAGCAAAUUGAAUGGUUGGCAGAUAACGAGGCUCGGAGUGUUGUUGAUCUUGGACAGUACACACAGCAAAACAAAACUAAUCCUACGAUAUGGAAAGCUGGUUUCCAUUAUAUGCCAUAUAAAGUGACAAACAAGGAUUCGGACAUUCUAAUCUUGAUUACUGCCAGGACAGACAACUACUCUUAUUCUGUUUUGGUUACACUACGUCUUUCGGCUAUAAAAACAGAUUUCAAAAUUGAAAAUACAAGUCUACCUCUGAAUACUACAGUGUCUGCAGGGCAAGAUGCAAUCUUUCAAUGUACAUACACUUAUGCUAGCAUUCAAGAUGCUAGCGAUUUUCUGAUCAAAAUUGAUUAUCCAAUAUCAGCUGUUUUUGGAAAUACGACAACAAUUGAGACCUGCUCUAUGUACUUUUUUUAUCAACACCAUACAACUACACCAGUGAUAAUUGUACAAUGCCUCCUGUGAAGAAAGUAGUCACUGUGAGUAACAGUAUAUCAUCUGUUGUGGAGUACACACUUCGUAUACCAAAAGUGACUGCUGAUCUCUCUGAAAGUAUUGUAUCCUGCUCAGUUGUUGAGUUCUUCAAUUCCCAUCGUAUUCAAUGGAGGACGUCUGCCCACCUAACUGUAAUCGACCCAGUAACUGAAGUAUCCACAUCUGGUUCAGAGUUUGCAGCUUUUGUAGUAAUUAUUUUACCAGUCAUUGUUGUUAUUGUUUUUCUAGUACGAAAGUAUAGACAAAGAUGUGUCCUCAAUCAGAAUGGAGAUUCAUUUCGAUAUACUCACUUACAUGAAUCACAGUCCACACUCGGUGACACAGAGCCAGAUGGAACAUUGUGUGUCCAGAUAUAUGAAAUUAAUGAUGUGCAAAGAAAUAGACUUGUGCUGGGAGAACAAGUACCCGGAAAUGGCGUAAACAACAAUGGUUGGACAGGAGUGCUCAAAGACUAAUUAUUGGUUUUACUGAUGGCAGCCGAACUAUAUAUAAACUUUUUUACGCUUGUUAUGAUAUUUUUCCCACCUUAAAUAACGUAAUAUUGUAUAUAUAUAUUUAUGUCAGAGCUUUGCUUCGUAACAAGGACCAUGGCAUGUACACGUCAUGCAGACUCCUCUAGAUCAAAUUAUGCAGUUAAAAAGCUUCACAUAUCAUUAAUACCCAGGCUGAUUGAUGAUCAAAUUGACAGUUGCAUGUAGUGUACAGUGAAGCUGCACCCAGUCUAUCUAGACAGCAGGACGGUGGCCAUGGAUGUGACAGUGUAGGAUGCGUUCAACGUGUGGGACAGUGGUGCCAGUGUCAAUCGCUCCCUUUUCUCUCACAGCCAUGAGAGACACAUCUUCCUCUUUGAGAAGGUCAUCAUCUUUAGUAAAAAGAUUGAAGCCUUUGAGGAGAAAAAGAGUCAGGAAAUCAGAAGUAGGAAUCUGCUAAGGAGUGUGUAACAACUCACCUGCCGAAUCAACUAGCCAUGAAAAUGGGAUGGCGCUGAAGCGUUGUACCCGGUACCCAUACCCAGCUGUCAGGUCAAGUGGCAUGACCUGAAGUGUAGGGGGGCGUGGUGGUGGCCGUGCAGCCUCUGGCGUAUAUUUAGAGAGUUAGCAAUUAGUGAGUAGUUGUAUUUAAUUAAGACUGUGCUGUAAGUCAACAAUUUAUUCAAGCUUAUAUACUCUGUGUAGUUUCUUAGCCGUUGAAAUACUACUCAAAGCACUAAACAAAUAGUGAUUUUAGCACUGCAGAGGUCAGGAUGCAUAACGAUGUAGAUAUCUAUGUAGCCUUUCACUAAGCCAAACUGUGCUAUAUCUAUAUAGACGUGCAAAGAAUAUUUUCUCUCCAAUAGAUUACCUCAUUGUACCCUCUGUUCUUAACAUGCACCACAACAAAUCCACAAAAUCUAUACCUUAUGUUGCCAUUGUUGGUGAGCACCAUUUCUUAGAUUUUUAUUGGUAUUGAAAUAGAACAUUUGUAUUGUGUUCCAAGCAAUUACCCCCUAUAUAUAUAUAACCCUUACAAUUAUGGAGAUCUUUAAGAGUGCCUCGGAGAGCAGUCAUAUAAUAUGCACCUUAUAUAGGAGUUAGCAAUAUAAAACAUCAGUCGACUGACAUCUAACUGGUGAGGACUCCUUCUUCAAGUGCUGAUGUCACACCUUUGCAUUCAAUAAACAGGUGGCCACAUUUUGAAGUGAGAGAUAUUCCACUAUAUGAACUGUUUGUGUUAGGAGCUAUAGAGCCCAAGUAAUGUAUGUGCAUGCGCUUGCUAUAAUCAAAAAUUGGACUGUUCAAGUGAUUGUACAUUAUACACUCGAUCGAUAUAAUUGUAGAUCUAUAAUUAUAGGAACCCUUUAAUAGAAUGCUGCCAUAUACCUGCACAGUGAACGAAUUAAAUGCGGGCAUUGCCUGCUGAGACGACUUGAUAGUUGUAGCUACUGAGAUACUGAUCAUGUGACUGUCAUGUACAUCAAAACUUAAUGCCCCAGAACAUUUUUACUUAACCUUUCAUACUGUUUUGGCUUGUAAAUUUCGAGGUGUAUAGUGCUAGCAGUAUAGAAUUAUGACUCUUAGCGUUUUAAUUUUAUCUCUGCUACUUUGCAUACAACUAUCAUCACUAGUUGUAGCACUGACUGCUGACUCAGAGAUCUGUAAUGUAUACAGUGCUGCCUAUGGAAGUCCAAUUGACAUUCAUAUAACAUGCUCUAUCUACCAUGAUGAUUUGUUUUCCUGCCCGAACAAUACUUUCUACCAUAAAUGGAAGGCAACGACAUGUGAUCAAAGGUAUCAUUCUCAAUGCCAACCACUCAAUUGCCAUGGUUUUGUUGGAAUGAACCUCACGUACGAGUGCUCUUUUGAAGGAGCUCGGCUAUACAGGUACAAGAAUGGCGAGUACCAGUAUUUGAAUGGGUCCUCGGUUAACUACGGUCUACUAUUGCCAGAACAUGCUGGGCUGUACGAGUGUCAUGACGGUACAACUGGUGCAGUACAUGUUCAGAACAUCGCUGUUAAUGAAGAAAUUCGUAUUGGUUCAACCAACUGUGAAAUAUUUUACCCGUGCAAUCAGCAGAAUAUGUGCUGCUCUAAUGGUGGCUUUUUAACUGCCUCAGAAUCUUAUAACUUUGCUGUGUAUGCAAACCCAGCAGACAAUGUGUCAGUGACUAUUGAACAAAUUGAAUGGUUGGCAGAUAACGAGGCUCGGAGUGAUGUUGAUCUUGGACAGUACACACAGCAAAACAAAACUAAUCCUACGAUAUGGAAAGCUGGUUUCCGUUAUAUGCCAUAUAAAGUGACAAACGAGGAUUCGAACAUCAGAAUUUUGAUUAUUGCCAGCACAGCCAACUACUCUUAUUCUGUUUCGGUUAUACUACAUCUUUCGGCUAUAAAAACAGAUUUCAAAAUUGAAAAUACAAGUCUACCUCUGAAUACAACAGUGUCUGCAGGGCAAGAUGCAAUCUUUCAAUGUACAUACACUUAUGCUAGCAUUCAAGAUGCUAGUUAUUUUCUGAUCAAAAUUGAUUAUCCAAUAUCAGCUGUUUUUGGAAAUACGACAACAAUUGAGACCUGCUCUAUAUACCUUUCUUUACCAAAACCAUACAACUACAACUACACCAGUGGUGAUAAUUGUACAAUGCCUCCUGUGAAGAAAGCAGUCAUUGAGAGUAACAGCAUAUCAUCUGUUGUGGAGUACACACUUCGUAUACCAAAAGUGACUGCUGAUCUCUCUGGAAGUAUUGUAUCCUGCUCAGUUGUUGAGUUCCUUAACAACGAUCGUCUUCAAUGGAGGACGUCUGCCCAUCUAACUGGGAUCGAUGCAGUAAUAUUAACUGCUGAACUAUCCACAUCUGCUAUUGUGGUAGUAAUAUUACCAGUUAUUAUUGUGAUGGUUUAUCUAAUACGAAAGUGUAGACAAAGAAUCAAUCAGAACAGAUAUUCAUUUCGACAUACUCGCUUGUAUGAAUCUCAGUCCACACUCUGUGACAUAGAGUCAGAUGGAGCAUUGUGUGUUCAGAUAUCUGAAAUUAAUGGUGUGCAAAGAAAUGGACUUAUGGUGGGAGAACAAGUACCUGGAAAUGAAGUAAAAAACAAUGGUCAGACUGGAGUGUAUUCUCAAAGACUAGUUGAUGGUAGACCAAGUUCACCUUAUCAAAGAGACGAGCCACCUGAUCGUACUUUAGAGUUGUACGAUCUUUCUGAGCUCACAGAAUUUGUCGUCUACAUCAGCUACACUGAUGCGACCAGUGAAUGGGUGAGAAAUGAACUAAAACCACUCAUCGAAUUGUUACAUCCUGUUAUUCGUGUGAACAUUCAUGAAGACAGUAUGAUACCAGGAUUUUCCGUAUCUGGAGAGCGACACAGACUAAUACUGGGGGCAGAUAAGAUUGUGAUUGUCGUCUCUAGUGACUAUGCAAGUUCUGAGUGGUGUGUAUACGAACUGGAGCAUGCAAUUCAUCAGAAACCAGCAUUGUGUAAUGGCAGGGUCAUCCCCAUAUUAACUGAGAUUAGUAACCCUUUGCCGCAAAUCAUCCACGGAGUCGUGUGUCUGUGCAGUGAUGAGGAUAAUUUCAAAUCAAGAUUACAUCAAGCUAUUUUCAAGAAGCCAAACUCUAUGAACUCUUUUUCGCUACACUAUAACUAAUAACCUGCUAAUAUUUUUUCAACCCUUUUUAUGCCAAUUUCUACUAAACAUGACAUAAUUAUUGUAGA
Messenger RNA from Halichondria panicea, 5438 nucleotides. RefSeq lists its product as uncharacterized. The record is from RefSeq and is a predicted model, not a curated record. The transcript has 11 exons. The coding region runs from base 3295 to 5370 and encodes 691 amino acids. NCBI's taxonomy places the organism in Eukaryota, Metazoa, Porifera, Demospongiae, Suberitida, Halichondriidae. Gene Ontology annotation, biological process: signal transduction.